GGAACAGCGAGCGAGAGGCAGGCUGGCUGCUGACCCCGGGCUCCUGGUGGCUUAGCGCCCUCCCCCAGCCUGCAAGUCGGCCCCAGCGGGACCCUCCGGCUACUUUCUCCCCAUCGCCCCCUGUGUGCCAGCGGUAGGAGUGAAAUGCCAUGCAGCAACGAGAUGAGCAAACCGCGGGAUGAUUGAACUUGGAUGAAUCACAAACGCUGGAAUACGCCUGGAGGGAGAAACAUACUCUCAUCUACCAUUUGGCUACCCAGUGGCACAAUUCACAUGGAAAGACAAGAUCAAUGCUUGAUAUCUUUCCUUCCCUGGUUUUCAAAGUCAUUGCUGAGCUCCUUAACAUCCUCCAAAGGAAGAGAUCACUUUCAGGUGGGAGCCUCAGCCCCCCCCCCCCAACGGGGAAGGAAGAUGAGCACCCUCAGCUUACAGCUGAAAAGGAAGAGGCACAGAGAUGCCACAGAUCGGUAAGUGGUGGACCCUGGCCUAGACACCCACAGGCUUCUUCUAAAGGGGCAUUCUUAUUGGCCGAGGGACUAAAGACUUGUUUCUUUUUUUUUUUUUUUAAAGAUUUUUUUUUAUUUUUAUGUAUUUGACAGAGAUAGAGACAGCCAGCGAGAGAGGGAACACGAGCAGGGGGAGUGGGAGAGGAAGAAGCAGGCUCAUAGCAGAGGAGCCCGAUGUGGGGCUCGAUCCCAUAACGCCGGAUCACGCCCUGAGCUGAAGGCAGACGCUCAACCACUGUGCCACCCAGGCGCCCCUAAAGACUUGUUUCUGAUAGGCUGAGGUUUCAACUGGCCACUGACCCCCAACUCAGAUAGCAGCUUCCCCUCUACCCUGUUGCAAAACCCUGUUACAUCCCUUCACUGAUAUUUCCUGGAUAUCUAGUAUGUGCAAGAUCUUUUGGCCCUGGGGAGGCUGUGGAGAGCCAAAGGCCAGCUGUGAAUCCUUCCAUCUGUCUGCCCGUUUCCCCAGAUCAGCCAGCCAUCCACCCACCGAACCAGGAAUGGUAUCUCUGUUUCACAUCCAGGGGUGGGGCUGACCCUGUCUGGACCCAUCUGGAGCAGACAAACUGGCCAAGGACAACAUCCUAGCGGGAUGUCUCCCCAUCUCCGGCUCUGUGCCUUUCCCUCUCUGUCGCUCUCCACGCCUGCACGUCUCGGUCUCCGGUUCUCUCCAUCUCUGGGGGCUCAGCCUUGGUCCCCGCCCAGGGGCUGGCCAGCCCAGGGGCGGGCCGGGGGCGGGCCUCGCGGCUCGGCCGGGCGGGGUUAAAGGGCCAGACCACGGGACGGCGCGGUCAGAGCCGAGGUGGCCGUGCGGGCGGAUCUGGACCGAGGGCCAGAGGCGGAGACCCACGAGGAUGCUGCCCGUCACAGAACACCUGCUGCAUCUCCUGGGUGUGGAGAAGACCACCUUCCGCCUGUACGCCGUGUCUGUGCUUCUCCUCUCCCUGCUCUUCGUCCUCUUCCGCCUGCUGAUGCAGUUCCUGAGGCUCUGCUGGAGCUUCCACGUCACCUGCCGCCGCCUGAGCUGCUUCCCCCAGCCACCCCGGCGCAACUGGCUGCUGGGCCACCUAGGCAUGUAUCUUCCAAAUGAGAGGGGCCUGCAAGAUGAGAAGAAGGUGCUGGACAACAUGCACCAUGUGAUUCUGGUGUGGAUUGGACCUGUCCUGCCGCUGUUGGUUCUGGUUCACCCUGACUACAUUAAGCCCCUAGUGGGUGCAUCGGCUGCCAUCGCCCCCAAGGAUGACCUUUUCUAUGGUUUCCUGAAACCUUGGUUGGGUGAUGGACUGCUGCUGAGCAAAGGUGAUAAAUGGAGCCGGCAUCGCCGCCUGCUGACACCUGCCUUCCACUUCGACAUCCUGAAGCCCUACAUGAAGAUCUUCAACCAGUGCACUGACAUCAUGCACAGUAAAUGGCGGCGCCUGGCACAGGGCUCAGUGGUCUCCCUUGAUAUGUUUGAACAUGUCAGCCUCAUGACCCUGGACAGUCUUCAGAAAUGUGUCUUCAGCUACAACAGCAACUGCCAGGAGAAGAUGAGCGAUUACAUCUCGGCCAUCAUUGAGCUGAGUGCCCUGGUGGUCCGGCGUCAGUAUCGCCUGCAUCACCACAUAGACUUCAUCUACCACCUCACGGCGGACGGGCGGCGUUUCCGGCAGGCUUGUGACACCGUGCACCGCUUCACCACAGAGGUCAUCCAGGAGCGGCGACAGGCACUCCGCCAGCAGGGGGCUGAGGCCUGGCUGAAGGGCAAGCAGGGCAAGACCUUGGAUUUCAUCGAUGUGCUGCUUCUGGCACGGGAUGAAGAUGGGAAGGAACUGUCUGAUGAGGACAUCCGAGCUGAGGCAGACACCUUUAUGUUUGAAGGUCACGACACAACGUCCAGUGGGCUGUCGUGGGUGCUCUUCAACUUGGCCAAGUAUCCAGAGUACCAGGAGAAGUGCCGGGAAGAGAUCCAGGAAGUCAUGAAAGGCCGGGAGCUGGAGAAGCUGGAGUGGGAUGACCUGACUCAGCUGCCCUUCACCACCAUGUGCAUCAAGGAGAGCCUACGCCAGUUCCCGCCAGUGACCUUGGUCUCCCGCCGCUGCACAGAGGACAUCAAGCUCCCAGAUGGGCGCAUCAUCCCCAAAGGAAUUAUCUGCUUGGUCAGCAUCUAUGGGACCCACCACAACCCCACUGUGUGGCCUGAUUCCAAGGUGUACAACCCCUAUCGCUUUGACCCAGACAACCCACAGCAGCGCUCCCCACUGGCCUACGUGCCUUUCUCUGCAGGACCCAGGAACUGCAUCGGACAGAGCUUUGCUAUGGCCGAGAUGCGCGUGGCCGUGGCGCUGACGCUGCUGCGCUUCCGCCUGAGCGUGGACCGAACGCGCAAGGUGCGGCGGAAGCCCGAGCUCAUCCUGCGCACGGAGAAUGGCAUCUGGCUCAACGUGGAGCCGCUGCCUCCACGGGCCUGAGCGCCCGCGCCUCCCUGCGGUUCCCGGGGGCCCAAGCCCCGCCCAGAGAGGCCCUGGCCCCGCCCCCAAGAUACUGAGGGCAGAAACCACGCCCCUCGAAGUUCAGGUUCGGCUACUAGAGGACCAGGCUCCUCCAGGGAGCAGCCUGACAGUACAAGCCACGCCCCUCACCACAAGGCUCCGCCUCCUGGCGGUGUGGUCCCGCCCCUUGAGGUCCAGGUCCCAUCGCCUGAGGGCGUGGUCCGGCUCUCCUGCUUGAGGGAAGAGGCUUGGCCAUGUCCCCUUGGGCCCAGACCCCUGCCAGGAUCCAGAGCAUUUCGGGGCCUCAGGCCCCACCCACCCAGCCAUCCGAGGACUUAAGACUCAACACCUAAGGCCUGUGGGAUUCAGGACCAGUCCCCCUCAUGGAUCCCUGCUGUCUUCUAAGUUGAGGACUUGGGAGCUGGAGCCCGAAGUUAGAGCCUUGAACCCGGACAUCACCUUGAGGCUCCCAGCUCAUUUGGGCGAACUCCUCUGGCAUCAGGCUGCAUCCCAGGGUCCAGGAGGUGUGCUUCUGCUGUUGUGUUGUAAAUCUAGACCCUCCCUCACAAGCCCCUUCCUUCCUCCCUUGCUGAAAGGCCCUUCGCUGAGUGUUCUGAUUUUUGUGGAAUAAAAGCCAGGGACGCAGAUGUCCCCACCGUCCACCCCUA
Messenger RNA from Ailuropoda melanoleuca (giant panda), 3645 nucleotides. RefSeq names its product cytochrome P450 family 4 subfamily F member 22 (gene CYP4F22). Lineage: Eukaryota; Metazoa; Chordata; Mammalia; Carnivora; Ursidae. The transcript is spliced from 19 exons. Bases 1361 to 2956 code for a protein of 531 amino acids. Gene Ontology annotation, cellular component: endoplasmic reticulum membrane. The record is from RefSeq and is a predicted model, not a curated record. Gene Ontology annotation, biological process: ceramide biosynthetic process. Gene Ontology annotation, molecular function: oxidoreductase activity, acting on paired donors, with incorporation or reduction of molecular oxygen; monooxygenase activity; iron ion binding.